Molecule: messenger RNA, 1573 nt
Organism: Microtus oregoni (creeping vole)
Lineage: Eukaryota; Metazoa; Chordata; Mammalia; Rodentia; Cricetidae
Product: olfactory receptor 14A2-like
Exons: 1
Coding region: 1-1002 (333 amino acids)
Biological process (GO): G protein-coupled receptor signaling pathway
Cellular component (GO): membrane
Molecular function (GO): olfactory receptor activity; odorant binding; G protein-coupled receptor activity
Source: RefSeq, a predicted model, not a curated record
AUGCCCAAUCUCACGAGAAUAACAGGAUUCAUCCUUACGGGGCUUUCAGACACCCAGGAGCUACAGACUGUCUGUGGAGUAUUCUUCCUGGUAGUGUACCUAACAAUCCUGAUGAGUAACUUCCUUAUCGUCACUCUCAUCACCCUGGAUCUGAAGCUCCAAACACCCAUGUACUUCUUCCUGAAGAAUUUGUCCUUGUUUGACAUCUUCUUUGUGUCUGUCCCAAUCCCAAGUUUCUUUGUCAACAGUCUAACUCACAACAAUUUUAUUUCCAUUCCUGGCUGUGCCUUCCAGAUACUUUUUAUGACUUCUUUUUCAGCAAGUGAGACAAUUGUCCUGACUGCCAUGUCCUAUGACCGCUAUGUUGCCAUCUGCUGUCCCCUUCACUAUGAGGUCAUUAUGAGUAGUCGAACCUGUAUGCUGAUGGUGGCUGUUUCCUGGGCUACUGGAGCACUCUUUGGAGCCAUAUAUACAGCUGGAACAUUUUCCAUGCCUUUCUGUGGCUCCAAUGUGAUCCCACAGUUUUUCUGUGAUGUCCCCUCAUUGCUAAGGAUUUUCUGCUCUGAAACACUUGUGGUCGUUUAUACAAGUCAUGGAAUUGGUCUGUGUCUAGGCAUGUCUUGCUUUACAUGUGUGAUGAUCUCUUACUAUCACAUAUUAUCCACUGUGCUUAAGAUUCCUACUACUAAGGGUCAGUCCAAAGCAUUUGCCACAUGUGUUCCCCACCUCACUGUUUUCACUAUUUUCAUUGCUGCUGCUUGCUUUGUCUAUCUGAAGGCUCCCUCAGAUGUACCGUCAGUCACAGACAAGCUUUUUUCCGUUCUCUACACUGUAUUACCUCCAGCUCUCAAUCCUUUGAUCUACAGCCUGAGGAACAGGGAUGUCAAGUGUGCUCUGAGGAGGUUACUUCAAAAUCUCUUCCCAAGGGGUUCACUUCAUUUAACACUUCAAAUUAUCUGUCAGUGGUAUAGUGCCUCACAAGUUACAGGAACGUUUUUAUAAUUUUUGACUUUAGAAAGACAAGUGUGGAUACUCAUGCUUUUCCUUAAAAAUACACAUUCAAAAUAAGGCUAAUACUACCUAUGAUCAGAAAAUUAAGUUAUAUCUGGCUUGUUUCUGCUCUUCUAUGAUAAAACUGUCAUCAUUUGGGGAAUAUAACUUCCUAAAUGUUUUAGUCUUUUUUUUGGUAAUUUUCAGUAUCUGUCUAUUGAUACUUCUUAUCUGGUUCAUUUAGAAACAAAAUUAAUAACCACCACAACCAAAAAAUUUAGAUGGUGAAAGUAUAUGAUCAAUCACACAGUUAACACAUGAUUUCUCUGUUAGUCUUUCUUCUGUUUGAAAAAAAAACAAACAGUCAGGAUUCGAAGCCAUAAGCCCAGCGCAUUCUGGAGAUUUAACUCAAGCCUCAAAGUAUUUUUAAUGCGAAGACAAACUUGGAGAAUGAUUAUAUAAGACAAGUUCUAAAAGAGAAAUCGUAGCCAAGCAGAUUGAAAGUGCUAUCAGAGGGACACGGGAGAGACAGACACUUGUGUGACUAUUUUUCUACAGUUUCUCCUGACAGAUCUCCUUAUAG